GCCACGACGUAGUCUUGUUUGUGAUUGGUCCGACAUUUUUUUUCAAUUCGCCAUAGUUGUUAGAAAUGUAUUUUAUUAUCUAGCAUUUUUUGACGAUGAAUUGUUGCAGAAAAAUGCUGGCGCAUCCAAUCAUUUUUAUUCGGAAAGAAAUACUUAUAUUUAAAUAUUAUGCAAAAUUGAGAAAAAAAAUUGGACUACACGAAACUACGGCUCCACAUAAUACUUGCAACGCUGGCGGGCAUCGUUUGUCCUUAUUUAACAUUUGAUAAACAACAAGGAAAGGAUUCCACGAGUAUUGUGAGUUUUAUAGCGUUUUCUCUUGGUUGCACUAUCGCCCACUAUUGCAACACUCAGACAGUGUACCGUGUUUCUAUGGCUGGUGAUAAGCGAACUCAUUCUCGGUAUUUACGUGACUACGGUAUAAUGCAAAUUUUCUACACGAAGUGGGAUUUUGCUACACCAUCUCAAAGGAACGGUGUAGAGCCAGUGGGACAUUUAAAAUUUGAAAAUGGAACGGAGGUUAUUUUAGUGACAAGUCAAUACAAGUGUCGUUCUAUUUUUGUCACUUUCUGAGUCAACAAGGAUGACAUGAAAGAACGACGCUUGUGUCAACUUGUGUCAUCAAAUGGAAAGCACCCAGUGUAGCGCUUACACGCAACUGGUGUGAUGCGAGGCUGCACUCAGUGUAGUUUCCAGGAGAAAACGCUAUUAAAUGGAACGCAGCCUACGUAUGUUCACUGUGUGUUUAUCCAUGUCCGCCAGAAACUAUGAAACUUAUAGAGCUGCUACAUUUACAGUGCAGAAUGAGUAAGAGAGUAAGAGUGAGAUAGAUCUUUCUCUCUCGCACAAUUUUGAAGAAAAAUGCCGGACAUUGUGGUUAGACUCCGAUUACAGGGUCUUUAUUUACAAGUACAUUUUCAUAUGUAACAAAACUUGAGAGUUAUCUGAUAUGAUUGAUGUAGACAUAGAUAUGUUUUAUAUUAUACCACCAAAUGGCGAGAUACCGCUUUAUAUUAUGGAAGAUUGUAUUUUGACUAGAUUAGAUUAUUUGAGGCUCCUCAGUGAAGGAUUUGCUAAUGAAUUUGAUGGGAAAUUUGAGUACUUAUUAGAAAAUUCUACCUAUGAUAAAAUUGGACAUUUUGUAUUAAGGUUAUUAGCUUCUACAUCAUCAGAUUUAUGUAUAUAUUGGAUUGGCAAAGAAUCAUUAUUAUUUAAACAUAGAUUAGAUAGUCUAUCACCUAGACGAUUACAUAAAUUAUUAAAACAAAUUACAUGGAAACUGCAAAUAUUUAAAGAUAAAAAAAGUACAAUUGACACAAUUCUCAUUGAGUUAUGCAAAUUUUAUUUGCAGCCCUUAGUUUUUAAACAUCUGACAUCAAAUUGUCACGAUUGCAAUAAUUUUCGAUAUGAAAUGAGAUUUGAAAUAGUACCAGAUUUGGUGAAAGAAAGAGAACUAGUCCUUCAUAAUGGAAAUGUCAUUACGCAUUGUUCAGAUUGGAAAAAAGUACUUCGAUUAUUAUUUAGUAAUUAUGUAAUCAAUGAAAUGAAUAUCAUGAAGAGACAGUCGCAAUAUAUCAUAAAACAUGAUCUUAGAUUCCACAUUUUAAAUCAGAAAAUUCAAUCCUAUCUCUUCAAGGAAGGUGUUCCUCAUGGAAAAGUAACUAUUGAUAACAUAGAAAUAGAAGCACAGAAAUUCCCAUUAUGUAUGCAACAUUUGCAUUCUCUAUUAAGAAGAAGACAUCGUCUCAGUCACUAUGCGCGUUUAUACUACAGUCUUUUUCUAAAAGAAAUAGGAAUGACUCUAGAAGAUUCAAUUGUAUUUUGGAAGCAAGAAUAUUCCAAGCCACAUACUUGUACUUCAGUAUGUUCACACAAUUGGCAAUCCAAUGAGAAAAAAUUCAUAUAUAGCAUCAGACACAUGUAUGGUUUAGAAGGAUCGCGAAGAACUUACAAAACGCCUGACUGCAAUCUCAUUUGUGUUGGUAUUAGUGGAGCAACAUAUGAGGGUGGUUGUCCUUUCAAAGAUUUUGAUACAAGUGUACUCAGAAAUCUUUUACAAGUUUCAGUAAAUGAAGAUGAAAUUGAAAAAUUUAUAAAUAACAUAUCUACUAAAGAUCCAGAAGUUCUUUGCACUACAUUUCUGAAACUCGUACGUGAAGAUGACAUUAACGACGUCGUUAUCAAAAGUCCAGUACAAUACUAUCAAAGAAUGAUUAAUUAAUACGAUAAACUCUAUCUUCAUGAUGAAAAAUGUAUAUAAUUAUUGCUUUCAU
Messenger RNA from Acromyrmex echinatior (Panamanian leafcutter ant), 2273 nucleotides. RefSeq lists its product as uncharacterized. NCBI's taxonomy places the organism in Eukaryota, Metazoa, Arthropoda, Insecta, Hymenoptera, Formicidae. Gene Ontology annotation, biological process: DNA replication initiation; DNA replication, synthesis of primer. Gene Ontology annotation, cellular component: alpha DNA polymerase:primase complex. The record is from RefSeq and is a predicted model, not a curated record.